Penicillium robsamsonii is the source of this 1203-nucleotide messenger RNA. Its product is annotated as Major facilitator superfamily domain general substrate transporter. The record is from RefSeq and is a predicted model, not a curated record. Gene Ontology annotation, biological process: transmembrane transport. Lineage: Eukaryota; Fungi; Ascomycota; Eurotiomycetes; Eurotiales; Aspergillaceae. The coding region runs from base 1 to 1203 and encodes 400 amino acids. The transcript is spliced from 6 exons. Gene Ontology annotation, molecular function: transmembrane transporter activity.
AUGGAUAAUGGAGAAACAGGACAUACUAGAGCUUCAACCGAAAAGGCUCUUCAGCAUGCGUAUCCAUCUACUCCUGCAAGCAUUGUCCGACAUAAAUCUGAAGUCUUGCUCCCACCAAAAGAUGCAGACUCCGAGCCUCAGCAGGAAGCAUAUUCCGUUUUCACCAAAAGAGAAAAGCAUGUAGUGGUUUUUCUUAUUACAUUCGCUGCAACCUUCUCUCCUUUAUCCUCGUUUAUAUUCUUUCCUGCUAUCAACGCCCUCUCUCUGUCCCUCAACGUUUCAGUGGAAAAGAUAAAUCUUACCGUGACCUCCUACAUGAUAGUUGCUGGACUCGCGCCGGCCAUUGUUGGUGAUCUGGCUGAUAUGACAGGAUUGGCGGUGCAGAAUAGUUGGAUAGCGCUGUUCCUGUUGAGGAUGAUGCAGAGUGCUGGUGGCGCUGCAACUAUUGCGAUGGGGUACGGGGUGAUCUCUGAUAUUGCUCCACCGUCCGAACGUGGGGGUUAUGUUGGAGUGGUGCUUUUAGGCCCCAAUAUUGCAACUGCAAUUGGCCCAAUCCUCGGGGGAGCCUUGAGUGAAGCUCCUGGAUGGCGCUGGAUAUUCUGGGUUCCCGCUAUAGCAUCGGGGAUCUGUAUCUUGCUCAUCGCUCUUUUCUUACCCGAAACAGCCCGUUCUAUCGUCGGGAAUGGUUCGCGACACGUUUCAGCUCUCUAUCGCCCAAUUUUCCGGUAUCACCAGUCGAGAAAGCCCACCCCGCUGCCUUCUCUUAACGAGGAAGAGAACACUCCACGGAAAUUCCGGAUUCCAAACCCUCUCGCGACUCUGAAAAUCCUCGCAUCCAGGGACAGUCUUCUCAUCACUGCCAUAUAUGGUAUCUAUUACAUGAGCUUUAGCUGCCUUCAAGGUUCUCUGUCGACCCUUUUCAUUGACAUCUACAAACUCUCAGAGCUCAAGGCAGGGUUGGUCUACCUACCCUUUGGUAUCGGGUCCUGUAUUGGCGCAUACUGCUCAGGGAAAAUCAUGAACCGUGACUACCGCCUCACAGCUCGCGCCCAUAAUCUUGUAGUAGAUACUACCCAUGGCGACGAUCUCAGUGCGUUUCCCAUUGAAAAAGCCCGGUUCAGGAGUAUAUGGUACUCCAUCUGCGCAACAGGGAUCUCCACCACUGGAUAUGGGUGGGCAUUACAGUCCAGAUCUAACCCUUAA